Parathielavia appendiculata is the source of this 1608-nucleotide messenger RNA. RefSeq lists its product as uncharacterized. Lineage: Eukaryota; Fungi; Ascomycota; Sordariomycetes; Sordariales; Chaetomiaceae. The record is from RefSeq and is a predicted model, not a curated record. Bases 499 to 1500 code for a protein of 333 amino acids. The transcript has 5 exons.
ACACUUCAUCGCACCACCACUCUGUCCAAGCUGAAUUCGAAGUGCUGAACAUCUAGAACUGGCUCAUAACCAACCCGUAAUCAUCCCCUCCCGGUUUCAAAGGAAACGCGAAUCAACAUUGCCGCCUUCUCCUUUCUCGCACGUUGGGUUAUGCUGGGUGGGAGGAACUGAAACCAACAUGACCAGCCGGCAAAUGCAGGUGACCUUGUUCACCGACCCAGAAUGAGCGACUCAAGGACUGGCUCUCAAAACAACCCCUUUCAUUGGCCGUCAUUCCAAACUCCGCCCUGCGUCACCAGCGACCGACGGCGCAGGUCGCCGCAUGGUUGCAGGCACAUUCAGCAAGAGGUUUCUGUGCCGUCUCAACAGGCACGCGACACAUAGAUUCUCCGGUUAUUUUAAAGAUGCGUUGUUAAUGCCUGAGAUCCUGCCUGUUCGAUCACCCAAAUCUGCCCUUGAUCGGGAUUCGAACAAGCAGGGCACCAGGUCUGAUCAAUCAUGGCCACCGACGAGAGAGAUGUGGAUGAGCAUCUAAAGCUGGAUGAGAAUCUUCUUGCUGCCCUUCCUGAGGGGGGCAAGGUAGUCUCCGUCAAACCCUCCGGCCUGAGCGACUAUUGCAACACCUACCGCAUCGAGGUGAAGCUACCGGACGGCAGCUCUCUGGUCUUCUUCGAAAAAGAAGGAACCGGCGAAGAAGGCCAGGGCUGUGUGGAAUCGGCCUUCGUAUCCGAAUCUGCCACCUACGAGUUCAUUCCCGAGCAUGUCCCACGGCCAAUCACCAUGGGCAUGAUCGAGGACGACAUCCCCCGUUCGGAGUCGUACAUGUCCGCCGUGGCGGCCCUUCACAGCCGCAGCAUGGGCAAGUUCGGUUUCCCCGUCAACACGCGCUUCGGCAAUCUCGAGCAAGACAACACCUGGACCGCGAGCUGGGAGGAGUACUGGACGAGGCAGAUGAAGGGUUUCCUUGAGCGCGAGGACGCUGCUCACAACGGGGAGCCGCAUGAGGAGCUUGAGAGGCUGCGGCCCCUGUUCUUGAACAAGGUGCUGCCUCGGUACCUGCGCCCAUUGGAAUCUAACGGCCGGUCAGUCACGCCGUGCCUGAUCCACGCCGACCUCUGGCUAGGCAACGUCAAGUACAUGAAUGACGGUGAGACGGUGUGUAUGUACGAUGCCUGUGCCAUGUGGGGACAUAAUGAAGUUGACCUCGGUGUCUUCCGCAAUCCUAGAUAUCCGCUCGGCAAGCCAUACCUGAAGGAGUACUGGAAGCAUGUUCCCAUCUCUGAGCCGGAGGAGGACGUUGACAGCCGAAAUACCCUCUAUAUGCUCAGGUGCCAGAUUCUGCUGUCGAUUCUCCACCCGCAUGACCACAAGCUGCGUGAGAUCUUCGUAAGCAACAUGCGUCACCUGGUGGAGCGAGUGCAAGAAGAGGAAGCCGCGGAGAGCAGCCGGCCGGUAGCUCAGUUUCAUCUCCAGGAUAAUUUUCUCGUGGUGGUAAUGUAGGUCCAUUUACCCAGUAGGGCCAUGGCUUACAGAUGAAUUCAACCAUGUGGUUCUGUAUCGCGUUUAGAGAAGCUAAUACAAAUUGAGACGCGAAGAGCGUAUUUACAC